UAGCGUCGAGUUUAGUAAGUAAAUUAGAAAUAACUUAGUCCUGGGGUGAAGUUAUAGGACAAUGUCGUGAAGAGGUGACUACAAGAGAGGGGUAGAAGCCCAGGCGGCCACUGCUGAUCGAUGCUGGACGACAAGCUCUCGAGUUCAGUCAGCUCGAGGCGAGCAUUGCGUGAGGUUUUGUGUGAAGUUUCCUCCUUAAAAACACAGCCCGAGGAGGCCUUUGCCAUGGAGUGAUCUCUGCUAAAAACUAUCUUUGUGCCGUGACUCUCAUAACACCCGAGCCCUUCGACUGCUGUGCUACAAGGUUCUUUCUGGACUUCGCUGGAUUGUUGCACCAGACUGGAAUCAAUGGAAGAUGGUCAAGAUUUGCAAACUGGGAGAUGAAUUAUUUCAAGAACUGUGGGCUCAACUUCCUAAGUUUCUUGUAGCCCAUAUGCUGGGAAAAUUAAUUACGCUAAAGAAAUUAGAGAAUUGUUAUAGUCUGUCAUAGGCUCUUCCUAUGUCCGAGUUUAAUUUCACCGACUGUGAAAAAGUUAAUAUAAUACGCAUAAUGUGUGCAUAUGAAUCUGCACAAUAUUCACUAUACAAAGAGAUGGAAUUUCAAUUCUAAAUAUAUUGCAUGGAAACAUCAACGUCCAAAACUUGCAUUUAUCAGACAAGUUUUAAGGAAGAAGAAAUUUGAACUGUGUGGACAAGACGAUCUUGAUUUGAAGCUUGUGUAUCUAAGCAUAUCAAUUAACGCAAAGUACAAGAGUCUAGUUUGUUAUUGUUGUAUGAAUGUUUCUUGCUUUCUAAGCCUCCUGGUGUUCUUCGUUUUGAAUUUGCCCGCGAUGGUGGUGGGAGAGUCUCCGAAUCCCUUCUUCUCACAAUCAUCAGAGACCUCUUCGCGAAAUUCGUCCGUAAAACAUUUCUUCAUCGACGUAACAGCCUUCACAUCAGAAAGCCUGCACCGAAAAUUGGCUUCAGAAUUCAAGACAGGAAAGUCAAAAUUUAUUUCUGGCUACAAUAGUGGAUUCAAGGUUGUUAUCCCGGGAACUGAGGUAGACUACCUCACAAAUGUAAUUUGUUCGUCGGUAAAAGAACCUGCAAAGCAAAAUCAAAUUCUGGAACGAAUUAUUUCUGGAAGUUCCGUCUGUGAUGCUGUCGAAUUUGAAAACAUCUCAUACGGAAGCUCAAAGCAAAAGCAGUCGACCAGACCAGUGGAAGAAGUAAGCCUAAUAAUCGCAAGUGUCUCGCAAGAAAGGGUUUCUUCACUCAGAGACACUUUUGGCGAGGUCACUGCUUCACCAUACUCAAGAUAGCGCCAGGCAGUCAUGACUCCUGGAACAUAGUCGCAAGUAAUCACUUUUCGAAGGCUGAAAUGCCUAAAAAUCUUCUCUCUGAAUUCUGCUGUCCAUAUCUACAGUUACUUCCCAACUUCUCUUCAAUUGUUUCCCUAACUUUUAAUGAAGCCAAAGUUUUGUUGUUGAAUAGAAAGUCGUUUCUAUCUGACGACGUAUCGACAAACGAAAGAAUGAGAAGAUUGUGAUCUUCGUAGUUCGACGUAGGAAACAUUGUUCCUUCACCGUAGUCUUAUUCCAAAUGAUUACUACUAACCUUUUUUUCUUACAAACGGCGGCAAAGUGUGAUUUUCUUAGAAUCAAAGAGUAGUCUGUUCCAGGUCAACUCUCACACUUGCUUAGUUAUAAUUUUUUUUGAUUACGUAAGUUAUUACAACCUCAGGUCAAGAAUACAGAACAUUCUCCUCUCUGACUUCCGAUCAAGUUUCUCUGAUGAACAAUACGGUUUUCUCUGCCUUCAUCAAUGCCUCAACCGCCGUCAAUACUGCAGUUGUCUCGAACUCUUAUCUUCAUCCGGACGACUUCAGUUCGCGACUCUUCGGUGCUCCGGACUCGCUUCCGGAGACCGCAAUUUACGAUGCCUUUACCGCUGCAAAAGACGUCCUCUUUGACGCGGGAGGAGGAGGCGGUAGAGGCGCUGACGAACCAAUUGUUUACAACGGCUACACGUCGGCAGUCCACGGCUAUGGACACUACGACAUGGGCACGAGUGGAGGGCAGUUGGAGUUUAUGAGAGGAAUGGAAGUCGGCGUUGAGAACUUGUCACAGGCAACCAUCAUAUUGAUUGUCGGAGUGGCCAUCAUCAUCUCGAACAUAAUUGUACUUGCUACAUUCAUCACUAUGCCAGGUCCCAAGGACGUGAUCAUGUACUACCUCAUGUCCCUGGGAGUGGCCGACCUCAUGGCUGGCGUGGUCGUGGUCCCCCUCAGCGUAUAUCCAGCCCUGGUGCAGCGCUGGGUGUACGGCAAAGGCGUGUGCGGUUUUGCAGGGUACAUUGAAAUCACCAUCUGGUUCACACAACUCUACACCUUCAUGUGGAUCAGUGUUGACCGAUACUUAGCUAUUAGGAAGCCUUUGAGAUACGAGACGGUGCAAACAAAGACCCGUUGCCAGUGUUGGGUGGUGUUCACUUGGCUCACGUCCAUGAUGCUCUGUUGCCCUCCGCUCCUCGGCUUCGACUCGUCAAGUCACUGGGACAGCAGAGCCUUCGUGUGCUGGCUUGACUGGGGCAGCAUGCUUGCGUACGGCUUCACUCUUGUCCCUAUGGUGCUCGGACCAACUCUCAUCACACUUGUUUACACCUACGCUUACAUCUUCUAUACGAUGCGUCGCCUUAAGCAGUGCGUCGUAGGCCAAGAUAAAGAGUUCAUCACAGCGUUGACGGCUAACCUGGCUAAUCCCGAUCACGCCAUGUCCUUCGUGUUAGUUCUCAUGUUUUGGGUGUCAUGGGCGCCUUGUGUCAUAGUUAGAACUUAUGAAUAUCUCUCUGGUAGUGCUAUUGAUGUCCGUUUCCUCCACUUUAUAGUAUUUUGGAUAGGCGCUCUCAACUCUUUCUGGAAAUCCAUCAUUUACGUAGCGUUUAGCCCCAAGUUCCGCAAGGGCCUCAAACUUUUUUGCUUAUCCUUGUGUUGUCAGAGACAGAGAUAUGAACAAGAAGAAGUUAUAGAUUAUUAGAAUUCAAAGUUUUAUUCUAUUUAUUCGAUUCAUAAAAGAUUGAUUAAUAUUUGUGUAUUUAAACCGUUAUUAAUUGUUAUAUUGCUAAUAUUCUGAUAAAUGAACAAGACUAUGAGUCACAUGUGAAGCCGUGGCCGUGAGAAAUAUGGCAUAGAGUGCAAUGAGUAAACUAACUAAGGUUAUUCACUUGCUGUGGUCAUAGGUUAGGUGAAUGUGGGUGUGUCCUGUAACUUGUUAAGCAUCUUUGGAUGAGCAGCCAGUAGCGCUUUUUUAGGCUUUUUCGUACCAAUGAUUUAUAGGAUUAUUUCAUUAAAAUGCCUGAGUAUGUAACGCUAGAAAAUAAUAAUUCCUAGAAUAAACGGAGAGACGACACGUGAGGUUCUGCUUGAAUCUGGCUGUAGAAAACACUGCAUUAUCUUUGAUAGUGUCUAAGGCGGGAUUAUUCUUCAACCCACCGAUUACCAGAGUAUUGCUAGACAUUCCAGAGUUCAAUUUGCACGCUUUUUAGCCUCAACGCCAAUUGUGGUACGUGGUAUUCGCUACUACUGAAGACAUUUGUACUAGUAAUGUCCUCGCUGCUAUCUACUUCUAAAUAGCUGAAUAUCUAUACUAGCCUAUGCCUCUAUACUCCCCCGCUCUUGUUGCCAGUUCUCGCCUUGAAGCUCGCCGCUCUUGCCAACUCAAUAUGAAUUAUUCAGCAACAAGCUUCGCUCGAGUCUUAUUCGCUCGGCCAGCGUUGGGUCGUCAAUUCUGGCUUGUCCUGUCCAUUGUAAUAACUUAAUAAGCCGAUUUAUCGGCUAUUAAUUUUUUGAAUAUUGCAUUUUUGUAACCUCAGGCCUUUUCUCUCUGUGAUUUUAUAGAGAUUUUUUUGGUAUGGCACAUGGAAAUAGUUAUUCGCAAAGCUCGUAACGGUAGUGCCGUACAAGUUGAGCUCCGUGCAUGUGUAUUACGGAGAUGUUCUUUGGUAGAAGAGAUAUCGACAAAUUAAAUAAGUUACUUGGGCAUUUCGGAGCCGUGAAAAAAGUUCCAAUGUGCUUGACAAAUGAUUUUAAAUGCAUUGGUGGUCUGAAGCCAAAGUCGGAUCGCCCACUUGCUAAGUUUUAAAUUCGAUUAUGAUUGUCAUAUUAUUUAAACAUUAUUUUCACAUAAUAUAAACACGGUUUUCACAUUACUUAAACGUAAAUUUAAUAUUUUUACAAUAGUCAAACACGAUUAUCACAAUAUUCAGCAUGAAUAUCACUUUAUUCAGCAUGAAUGUCUCAUUAUUGAGCACGAAUGUCUCAUUAUUCAGCAUGAAUGUCUCAUUAUUGAGCAUGAAUGUCUCAUUAUUCAGCAUGAAUGUAACAUAUCUCAAUUUUAGCUCCACGACUUCAUGCCUAGAAUGUCUCAUGACCUCCAAAAUAUCCUAUAUUGACUUUAUUAUCUACGCGACACAUAAGCGCACGCUUCUUUGUAGUCGAUUGUCAACAAAUUCAACGUAUGGAUCAGCACCGUUUUUAUUUUGCGAAAAUUGUUAAGGUUUGGAUACCAUUUUUCUGAGAAAUGUACAGCUAUUCUUCGGUCUAUAAUCUUACAAUCCGUUUCGACAGUAUUUGGAACUGUCUACUUCGAUGAUGCAAGAACAUUCAGUAGCUUACUCUAUUUCUACAGCGCAGCAAAUGAACUUUUUCUGCAUCCAUUGAUUGACCUUUGAAAAAAUGAGGCCUGUAUUUUGAAAAAAGUUACAAAUUGGCUUCUAGGCAUACGCGCACAGUCCAACGUUCAUUUCAUUUACAAUUAGAGAUUACUCAGGGUUCAAGCUUCUAUACUAUUUAUAAAUCGACAUGAUUAAAUAAUUUUCUACUGUUUACUUAUUACUCAACUUUGAUUAGGAUUUUAGUGGAAAAUGUAUUCUAAUUUCAUUCGAAUAAGAGUGAAAAGUCAACUUGGAUUCUAGGUCUUGGGGUAAUGCCCCUUUACUAGAGGUUUUCGAGUAGCUGAAGAGUUGUCACUGCCGGAAGGCAUUUGUCGAGUUUGCGUUCUGACAUCAGUAUCAUUUUUUUGAUAUAGACUUUACUUUGUUAGUGGUCCGUUCGAAGUUGCAUUUUCGCUCCAUGCCACAGAGAGUGCUGUUGUAAUGCUAAGCUAACUUAACUUCAUUUGAAAUUUUGCGUGCUCGGCGUUGUUGGUAUCGCGAGUAACAAAAUUCGGCGUAGGACUAGGUAAUUGAAGCCAUUGAUAAGUUACCAUUGAUAAGCUACUUAGGCAGUCUUGGUUACAAAGCUACUCGGUAGAGAAAUGCUCAAGAAUUUUAAGUGUUUUCACAGCAGCAGUAGUUCUGUGAUUCGAGCAUUACAUUUUCGCCUCUCUGUUUGAUGCUGACAAUCUUUUCAAUUAAGUCCGGACGCUCGUAUUCAUCCGAACGUCAUACAAACAUUAUUAUGUUCUCUACUUGUGUGUGUCUCAAUGAAGAAAGUUGUCACAAUACGUCAUCAUUUUCAGAAGUGCGGGUUAAUUACAAAUCACAAGAUUUUUCGUCCUAAUGUAAAAAUGCUUUUGCUUCUUGUAAAAGUUGCGCUUUAUUGACUUCUUGGCAUGCAAAGAACUGCUGUGCUCAACGCAGAAGAAAAAUGGUAUCUCUUCGUUCACGAUAAGGAAGCUUCUAUUGGAACCUUUUCGAAAUGCUACAGUAAAAUACUUGAGAAACUUUGAACUAGAAAUUGAAGUUAAUUUAACGUUUAUGAUCGAAACGAAAGAUACUGUAUUUAUGAAUUUCGAUGGAAAUAAACGAAAUGCGAAACCUAAUACUUUUGACGGAAACAAAGCUAAUACGUCUUUUACUUUUGAUUGUCACGAAACUAGCACGUCUAACACAUUAUUCGUUUAAAAUUGUUAAUCUGAGAGUUCAUCACAAUUUGUAUCGUACGCAUACAAUAUUCUCACUGUUACAACAAUAUUCUCACCGUUUCAACAAUAUUCUCACCGUUUCAACAAUAUUCUCACUGUUUCAACAAUAUUCUCACUGUUAUUUUUGCUGGUCUGUCGUCAACGACAUGAGAGUCGCCAACGUAACUCAAGUCGCCACUCUCUGCUGAAAUGAUCAAUCUUAACAAAGGAAGGGAAAAUAUAUAAUCAAGUAACAUUUUGCACUUUAUAACGAAGUAUGUCGAUGAUUGAUUGCUCGAUUAUCUUUGUUGUGAGUUUUAAAACAAACGCCCAUUACGAUGUAGAUGAAUUAGCUGAUAAGGGCUGUUGGCUUUGGAUUCUUUGGUCAAAGACAGAUACUCCAUUAUAUUGGUUAUUUUACGUUCCUUCUACCGAUAACGUAAACACCAGUUCUUCCUAAAAUCAUCAUUGCUCAUCUGGUAACGUUAAGUUUCUAGACCCGCAAUGCGUGUUUUAAACGAAUUACGGAGCUAUUACGUGUUCUAUUCGAAAUAUGAAGAUGCUUAAUGUUUUGUUCGAAUGAUGCUGUGAAAUGAAAUGUUAGAAAAAGCUCAAUAUAAUAUAUAAAUAUUUGAACUUUGUUCUGGAGCUAUUCACAUUUUAAUACUUGUAAAAUUUAUCUAACUGACGUUGCCUGUGUGACGCCUUGUACAAUUAAUAGAUAUUUUCUAUUCGCUCCUUUCAUCGCAUGGAAAAUUUAUGAUACUUUACAAUUAAUUCCCGUUCGUCAUUUUCAUAUGAAAUUAUCUAUCAUUGACUACUACUACUACUUUCAAAGAGUAUUAAAAUGCUUAAAAUUCCGUUCAAGUAGUAAUAAAACUUAUAACUCCUUUCAAAAAGUAGCAAAAAUUCUUACUAUUGCUUGCAGGGAGUGGUUGAAUAAUCGCUCCUUCGAGGAGCAGUAAAAUUCUAUUCCGCUCAGUAAGUAGAAAAGUACUUAUGUAUAUAAUACUCUUCCUAAGAAAUGGUAAAAUAUUUACUACUUUUACAGGGAGUAGUAAAAUGCUAUUACUUGCUACUUCUCUGGAUGGUUAAUGAAACGCUUACUACUCCUUUUGGGGAAUGUUAAAAUAAUACUCAGAGAAGUAGUAGAAGUAGUAACAGCCUCACUUUUCCUUUGAAGAGUUUCAAAGAAUUUAUUACUCCUUUCAAGAUAUUAAAAUCUCUACUCAUUUGAAGUGGCAGUAAAAUGUCUACUACUUAUUUAAAGGAGCAGUAGAAUAUCUACUGCUCAUGUGAAGGAGCAUUAAAAUAUCUACUACUUAUAAUUUUUAUCUUGCAAUUGUAUUACCAACAAGAACUUCAUAAUCUACUCCAUCUUCUCCUUCUUGCAACAUUCUUCAGUGUAGUUGAAUUUGUAGCGAGAGAUUUAGUCAAAACCACAUUCAUGUUACUGAACAUUCUCUCAUGCGGGCUCAACGAUGCUUGACCUGCAUGUAAAAAUCAUGCAAAGUUUGUCGCUUCAGAACUGUUCUAGCCAUCGAUAUUAUUUUUUUAAUUUCAUUCACUCCCAUAAUUGAUCAGAUGAUCACAUUAGCGGCGUAAAUAAAGCAUGAAAUAUUGUCAUUUGGGAAACUUUUCUAAUGCAUGUUUUUAUGACGUUAUUAUUGUUGUGUAAGUCUUAAGAGCGCUGUGAUUGUUUCAGUUGUGUGUGUCUCUAAACUUUCUCACCUCUGAUUGCUGAUGCUUUAGUCUUUGUUAACAUUGAGUAUUUCGAUCGGGUCGAGGCGACCUCAUAAUAACUGAAGGUAUAAUACGCUGGUGAGGUGUGACUCGAUGCAGGAGCUGGUGCCAGCUUCUUGUCCUUUUAUUUUAUAAGACUACAACACUUAACCAGCUAAACAUAUCAAAGAUAUUGCCUUAAAAGUGUUUACUUUAGCAUCUUUACCGUCGUUUAAUUAAAGACGUUCAACAGUUUUCAAUUUCUGAAUUUCUACAAAGUUCAAGUUAAGGCUAUCAACAGAAUUUAAUUUCCUGCUUAGACCGAUAUUUUAUUUUGGUUUUUCUCAAUUACAUUUAUGACCUUCUGUGUUUGAUUUAGUUUUUAAACAGUCUUCAAUUUGGAGCUCCAACAUAAUGUUCAAUUUGAGGCAUUCAAAUUGGGUAAAUUAAGGUCUUCAACAGUGUUUUAUUAGUUAUUAUUAAUUAAUUUUUUUAAAAAAUGUCAUGAGCUAUUUUAAAGCUUCGAAGACUGAGGGUCGUUUUAGGUCCAGAAAUAUUUCUCUUCUAACACAGUCACUAAUAUCAUUUUUUUUUCUUUUCUCAUACAAUAUAAAUCUCGUGUGCGUACUAACAAACCUAUUUGUUUGAGUAUCAAUGAUACAUGGAAGUUAAAUAGUGAAGUAUUAAAAUGAAAAUCACUUGGAAUUACAGGUGAUUUUACCUAACUAUCAAUGAAUAAUUUGUUUUUUCAGUCAUAGUUUAAAACUGUUUCUGUAUUACGAGAAACUAAGCUCAGGUCUUUUGUUUUCGUCAUUCAUUUCGCUCCAGCUGAGAAUCAGUUGUGUGUAAAUUAAUUUUUUAUCUCCUAUAUAAUCUUGAACUAUUUUUUGAGAGGCUUGUUAAAUUGAUUAUGCAAUUCAGCAGCGUUCUCGUUUUUUAUCCAGUGUAAAAUUUGAUGCUAUGUUAAAUGCAUUUUUCUCGAGGGAAGCGGAUAUGGCCGCUCGCCGAUUUAGUAAAAUUUUGGUUCCAUUAUUUAUCAACCAUUCAAGUGGGACGACUUACAUUCUUAAAAACAUUGCAGUCAAUUAUGAGUUUGAUUUGGCAGUCAUCAAUGCUGUCGUAAAUGUAAUUAGCAACACUCCUCUACGAUGACUCAAAAAUGCUAAUUUUCGUCGAAAGUAUGGGUGGAAUCACCGCGCAAAAGAGUAACUGAACAAAUUUCACAUGAAAUUUCUGCAUUGAAAUUAGAUAGUUCAACACAUGAUUAUAGGGUGAACCCAUGCCACGUGAUCGAUAUUUAUUAUUAAAUAUAAUUCUAUUGAACACUGAGCUUGCUUUGAUGUAGGUGCCGCUGUUACCGUAGCGCUGCUAAACUAUUCAGUGCUAGUAAGAAAGUUGUGAACUAAGUCAAAUGUAUGAUGCGUUUGUGUGUGUACAUGUCACGUUGUCUCGUCUAUUCUAGAAUAAUUUAUAUCGUCAACAAUAGCAUCAAAACAGAAAUGUUGUCUGGUAGGAGAGUAUCGAAAUAAAAAUCACAAAAUUGCA
Hyalella azteca is the source of this 9146-nucleotide messenger RNA. Its product is annotated as G-protein coupled receptor 52. NCBI's taxonomy places the organism in Eukaryota, Metazoa, Arthropoda, Malacostraca, Amphipoda, Hyalellidae. Gene Ontology annotation, cellular component: membrane. Gene Ontology annotation, molecular function: peptide binding; G protein-coupled receptor activity. Bases 1773 to 3014 code for a protein of 413 amino acids. Gene Ontology annotation, biological process: G protein-coupled receptor signaling pathway. The transcript is spliced from 4 exons. The record is from RefSeq and is a predicted model, not a curated record.